AUGGCACGAACGGUGUAUGGCAUCGGCGUGGACGUGGCGCUUAUCGCGCGCUUUGAACGGAGUUACGCGCGUUUUGGGAAGCGGUUGCUCACCCGAGCGUUCCACCCGAUCGAGAUCAGCGAGUUUUACGCACGAGCCGGAACUGAUCGUGCGACGUAUUUGGCUUCUCGAUGGGCCCUCAAGGAGGCGACGUUCAAGGCUUUUCAGCGCUACCGGGUGCAAUUCCCUGACAUCUACGCGGUCCAAAGGGGCCUCGACAGUUGUGCUGCAGUUCCCACGGCUCUACCAGUGACGGAGAAGUCCAAGGCACUGCGGAUCGAGUUCGCCGGGGAGACAAAGGGACUUGCCAAGCAGCUGCGACUAGUGGAGCCGCUGGUGUCGAUCUCACAUGAUGGAAACUAUGCUGUAGCUUACGUGCUACUGCAGCAGGAGGUCGACGAGGUGAUGGGGGAAGGACAUCCACGACUGCUGGAAGAUGGUGGAGCUCAGCAACCGCCUGGCACCACCUAG
Peronospora matthiolae is the source of this 510-nucleotide messenger RNA. NCBI's taxonomy places the organism in Eukaryota, Oomycota, Peronosporomycetes, Peronosporales, Peronosporaceae. The record is from the annotation of a GenBank genome assembly.